AUGCGCAUUAAUCGAAAUUCUACUUUCACUUUUAACUGAAAAUGACGAGCGAAGAAUCGACUGCUCAUGAAAACUUUGUUGAAAAUGGAAAGAAUAAGACAAAAUUAUUUUGUGAAAGAUGCAGCUCUACUGUUUUGUUACCAAAGAAGGCUGUUUAUUGUGAAGUAGAGUUUUUUAUGCCUCAUAUGAAGAAAAAGGCUGAUGGAACUUCAGAAACAGGCGAGACAUUGAAGAAAUAUUGGAAAGUGGAUGAUAUGUUUGAGUUUGAAAAUCUGGGAUUUACAAACACAGUCGAAACAAUAAAAUACCUCAUCUGUGCAGACUGUGAAAUCGGACCUAUUGGAUGGCAUGAUAUAAAUGACAAAAAAGCAUUUUAUAUUGCCCUUGACCGGGUCAAGCAUGCGGAAUAAGUUUAACCAUUGUCCAGGAAGAUCUUCAUCAAUGUGGGACCAAGUCAUAUAAAUAUAUACAUUUCCCAAAAAUUUUCUUUCAUUGUUUUGUAUUGAUAUGAAGUAUUAGGUCCUUAUAUUUAUUUUUUUUUAACUUAACAAACUCACUUCAAGGUGUAAACUUCAUAAAAAGAACAAACAAUAAUUUCGAUUUCAAACAACAACUCUGUAUUUAUUUCUAAGAAGUUAAAAUGAAUAUAAUACAUGUAAUCUUUAUAAGCAAAAACAUUAAAAACUCCAUAAAAAAUAAAUAAAAUAAAUUAUUAAAUGGUGUUAAAAAAGAGAUUUUAAAAUGGGGUUAAAAGAAAUGUAUCACAGCAUAAGAUGGAUGAAAAUUGCACUUGAAAGUCUGAGAUAUUUAUAGAUAACAUGUACAAUUUAGUAAAUGUUUCAAACACAUAAUAACAUUGGGUAAAAAAUAAAAUUUACAGAGUACUAGUACCAUAACAAUAAAAACGUCCACAAGCACUUCUUGUAUUAUCUAACACACAUUUAUAUGCUGAAAGUUCCAUGGUUGUUAUGUGUUGUUGAAUAAAUGCUGCCUUCUAAUACCGGUAUAUUUUGGUCAGAUAAUGGAUCCUUGUUUAAGUAUCGUCUUUUUUAAUUUCUGGUAAUACUGCGUCUUUUGGUUUGUCCAUGUCUAUUCUAACACCUGGAAUAUGAAUCAAAUAAUUUGAAGGAAAAUUGUAUUUUAUAAAGCUGUAUGAGUAUAUACAUUGUAUUUUAAUUUUUUUUGUUUUUUGGUUCAUGGUACUAAUUAUGAAAGUUUGAUAAUUUAUAUAUUAGUAAACAAGUUGCAAAUCUUACCUAGGAAAGUGGGGAAUCUAGGAGAUCCAGAGUUUGUGUACUCUUGGAAUUUGUAUGUGAUGAUGGAGCCUAUUUUGGGAGGACGGUUGUGAUCUUUGUCACUCAAUCUGUCAUACAAAAAAGCAAUUUGUAAGGUAUUGUACUCCCAGAACAAAGCUUUUUUUUUUCAUUUUUCAAAAAUUAAAUGUAGACAUGUUCUUACCCAGAUCCUACUGAGAAUAUUUUUCCAUUUGCCAUUUUGCAUCUAAGAGCUCCCACUUUCCCUUGGAAACGACCUUUCCCAGGGUCAUAUCCUAUGACAACAGCCUGAAAAUCAA
Messenger RNA from Saccostrea echinata, 1573 nucleotides. RefSeq names its product guanine nucleotide exchange factor MSS4-like. The record is from RefSeq and is a predicted model, not a curated record. The transcript has 2 exons. Gene Ontology annotation, biological process: small GTPase-mediated signal transduction; post-Golgi vesicle-mediated transport. Gene Ontology annotation, cellular component: membrane; cytosol. Bases 42 to 410 code for a protein of 122 amino acids. Lineage: Eukaryota; Metazoa; Mollusca; Bivalvia; Ostreida; Ostreidae. Gene Ontology annotation, molecular function: guanyl-nucleotide exchange factor activity; zinc ion binding.